AUGGAGGCGGUGGCGGCGGCGAUGGGUGGCGGUGGCGGCGGUUAUGGGUGGUGGCGGCGGCGGUUAUGGGUGGUGGCGGCGGUUAUGGAUGGCGGCGGUGGCGGCGGCGAUGGGUGGCGGUGGCGGCGGUUAUGGGUGGAGGCGGUGGCGGCGGUUAUGGGUGGUGGUGGCGGCGGUGAUGGGUGGCGGUGGCGGUUAUGGGUGGAGGCGGUGGCGGCGGUUAUGGGUGGUGGUGGCGGCGGUGAUGGGUGGCGGCGGCGGCGGUUAUGGGUGGCGGCGGCGGUGAUGGGUGGCGGCGGCGGCGGUGAUGGGUGGCGGCGGCGGUUAUGGAUGGCGGCGGCGGUGGCGGCGGUUAUGGGUGGAGGCGGCGGUGGGUGGCGGUUAUGGGUGGCACGCGCACAGGAAGGCGUGGGCGUGCUCGGUGUGCUGGGCGUCGACCCGGAAGAGGUGGUCGCGGUAGGGGACCGGACCCAGGCACCCACCUCCUCCUCUGUCCCUGGGGAGCGCGGUGACGAAGAGGAAGAGGAGCUGGGCCAGCCAUGUCUCUCAAGCAUGCCUGCGCUGAAGCUGGGGAGAAGAGGUGCAGGCGAAAAGCAGCAGUUCCACUUCCGGCUGCUCGAGCGGAAGCGGGCACAGGAGCACCAGAGGACCGAAGUCAACGCCGUCCUCUUCAGGAACGGCAAGUUCGGCCACGAAGGGAAGAAGGCCAAGAAGAAGCGGACGCUGGUGCCCGAGGCCUGA
Acanthamoeba castellanii str. Neff is the source of this 741-nucleotide messenger RNA. RefSeq lists its product as uncharacterized. The record is from RefSeq and is a predicted model, not a curated record. The coding region runs from base 1 to 741 and encodes 246 amino acids. NCBI's taxonomy places the organism in Eukaryota, Discosea, Longamoebia, Acanthamoebidae. The transcript is spliced from 6 exons.